Arthroderma uncinatum is the source of this 1647-nucleotide messenger RNA. Its product is annotated as triose phosphate/phosphate translocator. The transcript has 2 exons. Gene Ontology annotation, cellular component: Golgi apparatus; endoplasmic reticulum. Gene Ontology annotation, biological process: phosphoenolpyruvate transmembrane import into Golgi lumen. Gene Ontology annotation, molecular function: antiporter activity; phosphoenolpyruvate transmembrane transporter activity. Bases 1 to 1647 code for a protein of 548 amino acids. The record is from RefSeq and is a predicted model, not a curated record. NCBI's taxonomy places the organism in Eukaryota, Fungi, Ascomycota, Eurotiomycetes, Onygenales, Arthrodermataceae.
AUGAGCGUAACAACGCUUGUCGAUACGCGGCAGCAGAAGUCUUCCGGCCCGCCACAGUCCUGGAAACCUCAAAUGACCGUCGACAGCUCCGCGACGGAGAAAUUCCCUGGCCUGGGAGAUGACGACGCAGUGAACCAGGAACAGGAGGACAGCGUUUUUGUGCCAUCCACGGUCAGGUACGCGGGGGAAUCGCUAUGGCAGCCACGCAAGAAUAGGGCAUACUCGCGUGGGCCAACGCCCGUUGACCGUUCACACCGUCCCCGCAAGAGCAUCAGCGAGGCACUGGGGUCAUUCCGGACUCGGGGAACGAGUGUUAGCUUGAACGCCCAGGAGCUGGCCGAGUCGCUGAAAGCUCCGAUAUCUUACAAACUCAUCGGCCUUUGCAUCAUCUGGUACAUGACAUCAGCUCUCACGAACACUUCCUCGAAAUCCAUCCUUACAGCUCUCCCAAAGCCCAUCACACUCACGAUCGUUCAAUUUGCAUUUGUAUCAACAUGGUGUCUCGUUCUCGCAUACCUCGCUUCGGUGUUCCCAGCUCUAAAAACGGCUGUGCCCGUACUCAAAAAUAAAAUCCGCUAUCCGUCAUAUUCCAUCGUCACCACCGCUCUACCGUUAGCCGGCUUCCAGCUACUAGGACACAUCCUGAGCUCCAUGUCGACUUCAAAAAUCCCCGUUUCGCUAGUCCAUACCAUAAAGGGGCUGUCUCCACUCUUCACCGUGCUCGCUUAUCGCAUCUUCUUCCGCAUCCGUUACGCUAGGGCCACCUAUCUCUCCCUCGUCCCCCUCACGCUAGGUGUUAUGCUUGCUUGCUCCGCAGGAUUCUCGACGAACCUGUUUGGGAUACUCUGUGCGCUUGCGGCUGCGCUCAUCUUCGUGGCUCAGAACAUAUUCUCGAAGAAACUGUUUAAUGAGGCGGCGCGUGCGGAGGCUGAAGGUCAAUCACCGGGGGAUACCAAGCUUGACAAGCUCAACCUUUUAUGCUAUUGUUCAGGGCUCGCCUUUCUAUUAACGCUGCCGAUAUGGUUCCUAUCCGAAGGCUAUCCCCUCAUCAUCGACAUCCUAUCUUCCGGCGCUGUCAGCUUGUCGGAGAAAAAGGGUGCACUUGACCAUGGCGCCUUGACGCUGGAAUUUAUCUUCAACGGAGUCUUCCACUUUGCCCAGAACAUCAUGGCAUUCGUUUUACUGUCCAUGGUAUCGCCGGUCUCAUACUCCGUCGCUUCACUCAUCAAACGAGUCUUCGUCGUUGUGGUCGCCAUCGUCUGGUUUGGUAAUUCAACCACACCUCUGCAGGCGUUUGGUAUUGCCCUCACCUUCCUCGGUCUCUAUCUUUAUGACAGGAACAAGCAGGAUGAUGCCGCGGACCGACGGGCCAACGCAGACCGCUUCCAGAAACACGACAAUAUCCUUCCUCUCAACAAUGCCACCAACGGAGCCGGCAAAGCUUGGAAUUCGAACGGAUAUACCUUCCCAACCCCAGCGGUCGGUGGUCUCGGAAUCCAUCCAAUGGAUGUCAAUGGCAAGAAGGAAGACGACAAGGCCAAUGGCGUUUCGAGAAGGAAUAGCGUUGCCCGGCCAUGGCUGCCGCCAGGGACUAAGCAAGAGUCUACAUGGCAGCCAGGCGAUGUCUCAUCACCGCCGCAGAAGUAA